Anopheles coustani is the source of this 2880-nucleotide messenger RNA. RefSeq names its product cytosolic 10-formyltetrahydrofolate dehydrogenase. Gene Ontology annotation, biological process: biosynthetic process; one-carbon metabolic process; 10-formyltetrahydrofolate catabolic process. NCBI's taxonomy places the organism in Eukaryota, Metazoa, Arthropoda, Insecta, Diptera, Culicidae. The record is from RefSeq and is a predicted model, not a curated record. The coding region runs from base 1 to 2823 and encodes 940 amino acids. Gene Ontology annotation, cellular component: cytoplasm. Gene Ontology annotation, molecular function: formyltetrahydrofolate dehydrogenase activity; aldehyde dehydrogenase (NAD+) activity. The transcript is spliced from 3 exons.
AUGAGUGGCGCAGUGAAUGGAACUGGAAAAACAAACGGAGUGCAUAGCGCCUCCACCAAUGGCCACCAACAUCCGGAGGAUCUAAAGAUUGCCAUCAUCGGCCAGAGCAACUUUGCCGCCGAGGUGCUCGAGGUGCUGCUCGAGCGAGAGCACAUGGUAGUCGGUGUGUUCACCAUCGCCGAUAAGGGCUCCCGGGAGGACGUCCUGGCGACGACGGCCCGGCAGCAUCGCAUACCGGUGUUCAAGUUCCCGGCCUGGCGCCGUAAGGGGGUCCCCAUACCGGAAGUGCUCGAGCAGUACCGGUCGGUCGGGGCAAACCUCAAUGUGCUACCCUUCUGUAGUCAGUUCAUCCCGAUGGAGGUGAUCGAUGGAGCGUCGUUCGGGAGCAUCUGCUACCAUCCGUCGCUGCUGCCGCUGCACCGCGGUGCCAGUGCCAUCUCCUGGACGCUGAUCAACGGUGACGAGCGGGCCGGGUUUUCCAUUUUCUGGGCCGACGACGGGCUGGACACGGGCCCGGUGCUGCUGCAGAAGCAGUGCCCGGUGUACGGCGACGAUACGCUCGACUCGCUGUACAAGCGGUUCCUCUACCCGGAGGGCGUGACGUCGAUGGCGGAAGCGGUGGACAUGAUCGCCGCCGGGACGGCUCCAAAGAUUCCGCAAACGGAAAUCGGUGCCAGCUACGAUCCGGCGCUGUUCCGAGAGGAGAACCAAUACGUUAACCUCAACCAGUCAGCGGUAGCGGUGUUUAACUUUAUCCGUGGUCUCGAUUCGGUCCCGGGAGCGUUGGCGAUUGUCGAAACGGAAUCAGGCACGGAGGUUCCCGUGCGAUUGUUCGGAGCAUCACUAUGCGCACGGAGAUCCUUCGCCAAUGCCAAACAAAUCCAAUUCAAAGGAACCACCGAGCCGGCGUACGUGUGCAAGGAAGGAAUCUUUAUCACCGGCACGGAUGGACGCUUGGUGAAGGUGAAGCGCCUCAAGCGGGGCAAUAAGGUGAUUCAGGCCAGCCAGUGGUUUGAGCAGGCGAACGCCAAACCGGCCGCUCCGCUCGAGCUGACCGAGAAGGAGCUCGAAUCGGACGCCAUCCUGCGGGGAAUUUGGAAGGCGAUCCUCAAGGUGGAGAUCGAGCCGGAAACGGACUUCUUCGCGUGCGGCGCCGGCUCCAUGGAUGUCGUACGCCUGGUGGAGGAGGUAAAGGACACCCUCGAGGUGCCGAUUAGCAACGAAACCCUUUUCAUGGCUCCGACGUACGGUGAGUUCAUGCAGGAAGUGGUGCUUCGGUUGCGCAGUGGCAACGAUUCGGUUGGAGUCGGUGCAAACAUUGGAUACGACUUUCGACACGUGGUGCUUAAGGCGAACCGAAGGGAAAUUGUUGUCCCCACGCAGAUGUUUGUGGGUGGCCGGUUCGUCGAUGCCGAGGGUGGCAAAACACUUCCAAUUGUAAAUCCCACGACGGAACAGCCUAUUUGCGAGGUAGCCGCCGCUUCGAAGGGUGAUGUCGAUGAGGCGGUGAAGAGUGCCGAUGAGGCAUUCAAGACCGUGUGGACGAACGUGUCGGCUCGUGAACGGGGUCAGAUGAUGUUCCGGUUGGCCGAGCUGAUGGAACAACACAAGGAGGAACUGGCGACGAUCGAAUCGAUUGACUCGGGAGCUGUCUAUACACUCGCGCUGAAGACCCACGUUGGUAUGUCGAUCGAUGCGUGGCGUUACUAUGCCGGUUGGGCGGACAAGAUCGAGGGAACCACUAUCCCGGUAAGCCCGGCACGGCCGAACCACGUCCUGACGUUUACCAAACGGGAACCGAUCGGUGUAUGCGCGCUCAUCACCCCCUGGAACUAUCCGCUCAUGAUGCUCUCGUGGAAGAUGGCGGCGUGCAUUGCGGCCGGCAACACGGUCGUCAUCAAGCCGGCCCAGGUGUGUCCAAUGACGGCGCUCAAGUUUGCCGAGCUGACGGUUCGGGCCGGGUUCCCACCCGGCGUCAUCAACGUCGUCACCGGGACCGGUUCCCUGGCGGGGCAAGCGUUGGCCGACCAUCCGCUGGUGCGCAAGCUCGGCUUCACCGGCUCGACACCGAUCGGCAAGCGCAUCAUGGCGUCGUGCGCUGAGUCGAACAUUAAAAAGUGCUCGAUGGAGCUCGGUGGCAAGUCACCGCUGGUCAUCUUCGCCGACUGCGACCUCGAGAAGGCGGUCCGGCUCGGCAUGUCGGCGGUGUUCUUCAACAAGGGCGAAAACUGCAUCGCCGCCGGUCGCCUUUUCGUGGAGGAUCGUGUGCACGAUGAGUUCGUGCGCAAGGUGGUGAAGGGUAUCCGCACGAUGAAGAUCGGUGAUCCACUCGACCGUGCCACGGCGCACGGCCCCCAGAACCAUCUGGCCCACCUGCAGAAGCUCCAGGAGUACUGCACCGUGGGAGUGAAGGAAGGUGCCACCCUGGUGUGCGGCGGCAAGCGGGUACCUCACCUCAAGGGACUCUUCUUUGAGCCGACCGUGUUCACCGACGUCGAGGAUCACAUGUACAUCGCACAGGAGGAGUCGUUCGGGCCGAUCAUGGUCAUCUCCAAGUUCCAUAGCAGCGACUUUGAGGCACUCGUUGCUCGCGCCAACAACACCGAGUACGGGCUGGCGAGCGGUGUGUUCACCAAGGACAUCCAGAAGGCACUCCUGUUUGCCGAGAAGGUCGAAGCGGGGACAGUUUUUAUCAAUACGUACAACAAGACGGACGUUGCCGCGCCGUUCGGUGGAUUCAAGCAGAGUGGCUUUGGAAAGGAUUUAGGGAAAGAAGCUUUAAAUGAAUACCUCAAAACCAAAUGCGUCACGGUGGAAUACUAAUACAAAUAAGUUUUAUAUGUUAAGUUUAUAUGCUAAUAAAUUAUUAUAAAAAUGCAA